This is a messenger RNA of Scheffersomyces stipitis CBS 6054, 2196 nucleotides long. It is a transcript of the gene FAT1, whose product is annotated as long-chain fatty acid transporter. The transcript has a single exon. NCBI's taxonomy places the organism in Eukaryota, Fungi, Ascomycota, Pichiomycetes, Serinales, Debaryomycetaceae. The record is from RefSeq and is a predicted model, not a curated record. Gene Ontology annotation, molecular function: long-chain fatty acid-CoA ligase activity; long-chain fatty acid transmembrane transporter activity. Bases 193 to 2154 code for a protein of 653 amino acids.
AGUCUAUAUUGUCCAACUGUUCUCUACGGCCGGCAAUUAUACGUUUCCCACUACAUUACCGAUAUCGCUGUCACCUUGCAUUGACUCCGAUAAGCUCUGUGAUUAUUUUUUCAGAUUCUUGACUUUUUCAUUUUCAAAAUCUUGACUUUCAUUUUCAGAUUUAGUUUCAACUUUUCAGAAAUCUCGUAGACCAUGUCAGGACUUGAAUUGCUUGCUGCCGGAAUCUUGGGCACGCUGUUGUUGGAGGCCAAGUACCACUUGCUGGAAGACUUGUCGAUUUUGGCCAAGAUCAUCCCCAAUCUUCCCUACUUGUACCAUGCUAAGCACGGAAAGGCCAGUUAUUGGUACAAGUUUGAAAAAACGGCCUUGUCCAAGCCAAACAACACGGCAAUUGCCUUCCCCAGGCCCAAGGCCAACCCUCCGCCAAUCAAGCUUGACUCAGAAGGCUUUAAAAUUUAUGACGACCAGUUCACCACAGAAACCUACACCUACAAGGAGUUGUACAACAUCAUCUUGAGGUUUUCGCACAUCUUGAAGUACGACUAUGGGGUCACCGCUCAAGACACCAUCGGUGUUGACUGUAUGAACAAGCCAUUGUUUAUCUUCCUCUGGUUCGCGUUGUGGAACAUCGGUGCCACGCCUGCGUUCUUGAACUUCAACACGAAGGACAAGCCAUUGGUACACUGUUUGAAGAUCGCCAAUGUCUCGCAGGUCUUCAUUGACCCCGACUGUGCGGGUCCUAUUAGAGACACCGAGGAACUCAUCAAGCAGGAUGCGCCAACUUGUAAGCUACACUACAUGAACGAACCGGAGUUGUUGAAGGUCUUGACAGACCCUUCCACACCCAAGUACAGAGCUCCUGACAACACCAGAAACCCACAACACCAGGACUACGACUGUUGUGCCUUGAUCUACACCUCCGGUACCACCGGUUUACCCAAGGCCGGGAUCAUGUCGUGGAGGAAAGCUUUUUUGGCUGGUGUGAUGUUUGGGCACAUUGUCAAGAUCAAAGAUCUGUCCAACGUCUUGACGGCGAUGCCAUUAUACCACUCGACUGCUGCUAUGUUGGGAGUGUGUCCCACACUUUUGGUUGGUGCUACGGUUUCCAUCUCCCAGAAGUUCUCAGCAACUUCGUUCUGGACGCAGGCUCGUUUGGUCGGAGCCACGCAUAUCCAGUACGUGGGUGAAGUGUGUCGUUAUUUGUUGCACGCUAAACCACACCCUGAUCAGGAUAGACACAAUGUAAGAGUUGCAUACGGUAACGGUUUGCGUCGUGACAUCUGGCAGGAGUUCAAGAAACGGUUCCAUGUGGAAGCUGUGGGUGAGUUCUACGCCUCCACUGAGUCGCCCAUUGCUACUACCAACAUGCAAUACGGUGAGUAUGGAGUUGGUGCCUGCCGUAAAUUUGGAACUAUUGCCAGUGCACUCUUGAGCACCCAGCAGACGUUGAUCAAAAUGGAACCUGAUGACGAAGAGGAGGUCUACAGAAACCCGAAAACUGGAUUCUGUGAAGUGGUUGGGAUCAACCAGCCAGGUGAGUUGUUGAUGAAGAUCCAGAACCCGCAGGACACCAAGGCUUCGUUCCAGGGCUAUUACGGUAACAAAGGUGCCACAUCAAAGAAGAUCCUCAGAGACGUAUUCAAGAAGGGCGACGCCUGGUUCAGAAGCGGAGACUUGUUGAAGUGGGACGAGGACAGCAUGUUGUACUUCGUAGACCGUUUGGGAGAUACAUUCCGUUGGAAAUCGGAAAACGUCUCUGCAACUGAGGUUGAAAACGAGUUGAUGGGAUCCAAGACCAUCAAGCAGAGUGUCGUCGUCGGUGUCAGAGUCCCUAACCACGAAGGUAGAGCUUGUUUUGCUGUGUUGGAGCCUCUUGACGAGUUUGCUGACGAAUCCAAGCACGCCGAAGCCUUGAAAAAGAUUUACAAUCAUGUAAUCCACACGUUGCCCAAGUACGCCAUUCCACAGUUCAUCAAGAUCAGUGGAAUAGAGGCUUCUCACAACCACAAGGUUCCUAAGAACCAAUUUAAGAACCAGAAGUUGCCCAAGGGUGAGUCUGGCACGGAACUCAUUUACUGGUUAAAUGGCGACAACUACGAAGAGUUGACGGAAGAGGCCUGGGCUACAAUUAUCAGUGGAGACUCCAAGUUAUAGAUGUUUAUAUAUGUUAUAGAAACUAUAUGUCUAUUUUGUUAA